This is a messenger RNA of Habropoda laboriosa, 4338 nucleotides long. RefSeq names its product chaoptin (gene atk). The record is from RefSeq and is a predicted model, not a curated record. Lineage: Eukaryota; Metazoa; Arthropoda; Insecta; Hymenoptera; Apidae. Bases 1 to 4338 code for a protein of 1445 amino acids. The transcript is spliced from 11 exons. Gene Ontology annotation, molecular function: protein binding.
AUGAUUAAACGACCGCCGGGUGGAGGCCUCUUUAUAACAACUGGCUGCUUCCUGGCACUCUUUUGUGUCAGUGUCAGCGCCCAGUUAGUCUCAGAGUAUGGAUGUCCUACUCAGGAGAGGAUUCUACCUUGCAGAUGUUCCACUCGUGACAUGGAGAUUCAGAUAUGGUGCAGUCAUAGCGAAUUACCGAAAGUCCUCGAAGGUUUGAAAGCGGUGAGUCAUUACUUGGACCGACCUGUAGACGAAUUGAUUUUGGAGAACAAUAAUUUACCCAGCCUACCAGGCAAAGUGUUCGCUACGCUGCGCGUUCUUCGCUUAAUGCUUCGAAAUAAUCGCCUCGAGAGAGUGUCGUCAGGAUGGUUAGAGGGUCUGCACGAUUCUCUCUUAGAGUUAUUCGUCGUGGAACCGGAUUUGCGCUCUUUGCCAGUGGACAGCCUCGAGAAUCUUCAAGGUCUCGAAGCGGUGACACUGCAGAGCAGAGUGAUGAAGAAACUCCCGAAAUUCUCAGGAUUACCGAAACUCCGAUACCUCCAGAUCAAUACUCCAGCUCUGUUGGAAUUAGCACCGAGAAAUUUCCGUGAUCUACCGAAUUUGGAGCAACUCCACAUGUUCGGUAGUCCACGUUUGAUACGCCUGGAAGCUGGUCUCUUUCGAGGAUUGCCGCGACUUGAGUUGGUGAACAUCACCGACUGCGGGAUUCACUGGGUUCAUCCUCGAGCGUUGAUCGAUCUGCCGGAAUUGAAGGAGGUCGCUCUCGUUGGAAAUUCCAUAGUCGACGCGGGAAUGAUCGGUCGUGCUUGCAUGGAUCUACCUUCCCUCUCGGUGAUACGUUUGGACAGAAAUCGCGUGAAUCGCCUUGGCGAGGGAGCUUUCACGGAUCUGCCUGUUCUCUCUCGUUUGUACUUAUCGAGGAAUCAUAUUACCGAGGUGUUCGCUGGAGCAUUUCAAAGAAUGCCAGCCUUGAAGACCGUGGAUCUUAAUCACAAUCUGAUACACCGUAUACAUCCUGAAUUCUUCCCGCGUAGACCUGGAAACAUCCUGGAGGAGAUGUGGCUGAUCAACAACGAUCUCAGCCACGUAACCGAAUUAAGAUCCGUCAUGGAAGCAUUGCCUAGAUUGAAGUUUCUCGACGUCAGUCACAAUCAGAUCGAGGAGAUACCAUUUGGAUCGUUGAGGGGUCAUCUGACGUUGGAGAGGCUUCACCUUGAUCACAAUAGAGUGGCCUUUUUGCAAAGGGAGACCUUCACCGCGAUGCCCGCUCUCAGAGAACUAAGAUUGAGGAAUAAUUCUUUGUCCAACUUAUUGGAGGCGCCGUUCUGGAACUUACCAGCGUUGAAGGGGUUGGAUCUUUCGGAAAAUUACUUUCGCCACGUAGAACCUCGAUUGUUAGCGAAUUUACCAAGUUUGAGAAGAUUGGACAUGGGUGGAAACGCAGUUGGCCUCAUAGAGCCUGAUUCGUUCUUAGGCACGCCUGAUUUGGAGCACGUCAACAUCUCUGGAAACGCUCUCUCCGUCCUCCAUCCGCUCACCUUUCAUCAUUUGACCAAUCUUUACGAAUUAGACGUCGGCUGGAAUCGAAUGCUCGAGAUUGUUCCCGGUCUACCGAGAAACAUCGAACACUUGCACAUGCCUAUGAAUCGAAUCGUCGUUCUACCAGCUGUAUCUUCGCAAGAUUUAGAUCUACCGGUUCUCAGAUCCUUGGAUCUCAGCGCAAACGGGAUAGAGAGAUUAUCACCUGGCAGCCUGACCGAUUUACCAAACUUGAGGAAGUUGAACUUUGGUUACAACUCUCUUAGACUUCUGGAGGAUGGAUCUUUCGACGGUUUAUCGAGACUGGAGCAACUGGACCUGAGAUACAAUCGACUAGUCACUCUUCAUGGAAGAAGUUUCAGGCCGCUGAGAUCGCUGAUGGAUCUGAACUUAAGGGGAAAUCGUUUGGAGGUUCUCCGACCAGAUAUCUUUCAGGAGAACGUUAGACUGCAGAGACUGGAUCUGAGUAGAAACAACGUUGCUCAGAUACCUCAUGCAACAUUCUCCAACACUAGAGACCUUCGUGAACUGUACGCUUCGCACAAUACUUUGACCGAGUUACCCGGAUCGUUGCACGGCCUAACAGCUCUUCAGGUACUCGACUUGAGCUUCAACAAGCUGAACAUCCUGUCGCCGGAAACACUGAGCAGCCUAUCGGCCUUGCUCGAGCUUAAACUUGUCAGGAAUCGUAUCCGUGAGUUGCGCGAGGGCGCGUUCGACGGUCUGCCACGAUUAACAUUGAUCGAUUUGGAGAACAACGAUCUACGGAUCAUCGAACGAAACGCUAUCAGAGCUUUGCCUGAAUUGCAGGCAAUUAGACUUGGGAAAAAUCGUCUACAGAUAAUUCCAAGCGGAGCUUUCACCGAGCUGCCUCUACUGCAGAGUACAGAGCUGCAAGAAAAUCGUAUCCAGGAAAUCGCCGGCAACGCGUUCAUUAACGUGCCUCACCUUCUUUUCCUCAAUUUAAGCCACAAUCAUUUACCCGCGUUGGAUUACGUCGGCUUGGAGAGCUUACGUUCCCUGGAGGUUCUGGAUUUGAGCAACAACCGAUUGUCCAGGGUGUCCAGCAACAGUUUAGCAUCGAUGGAAUGGCUGGUCGAGUUAAAAAUGGACAACAAUCGGAUCUGCGCGAUCCACGGUUCGCCGUUCGACGAAAUGCCCAGGCUUCGUGUUCUCAGCUUGAGAAGCAACCGGAUGGCUUCCGUUUCGGAAACGGCGUUCAAGAGAUUACGAUCGAACAUCGCUGUCUUAGAUAUCGAUGGUAAUCCACUUUCUUGCUCCUGCGGAAUGUUAUGGCUGAGAGGAUGGCUGCAGCAAGCUUCCUCGGAAGGUCCUAGAUGCGCAGAUGGAUCUUUGUUCAAAGAAAUUCGAUUGUCGAGACAGGACUGUCAACGAGAGAGGCAAAUUGAUCCAAUUCAUCCUGGAUGCGAGGCUGAAAUAAUCGACGCUGCGCCAUAUCCAGUCUCCUCUUCUACAACAGAGAUGGUACCACUUCGAAUGAACCUGAAAGAUUCGUCGACUAGAAAUCCUGCGAAUGCUCAGGACGCUGAUUACUUCUACCCCGACUAUCCUGAUUAUCAGGACAGUAAAAAUUACACGUCUAACGUAACGUACACUUCGAUUAAAGUUACAACCACGGUACCAACGAUUACUGCAAACACAGCACCUACGCUAGAAAGGAUUCCACCUGUGCUGAACAACACUGUCCCGAUGAAAAAAGCUACCGCAAUGCCUCCUUCGCCUAGCAGUUCUGGUUUCACCUUUUUCGGUGUGCCUUUGCCAAGCCUGAACUUCAAUCUGUGGGGGAAUUCCGGUAGAAAAUCGGAGAGGAAAAACUCGUCGGGCAGACCUGGAAGAGGUCGUUACAGAACUUUUCCACCUACCGAACCGGAAAUCCACAGAGGAGGUUUCGUGCCUUUGCCCCGUGGACAAGGAGGAUUCGUGCCGAUCGUUGAUCCUAGAUUAACAUACGAGAGACAGGUUAAAAAUGAAAGUUCGAAGAUCGAGAGGGCUCAUCCAAGGACGAGCAAGCCUAAAGCGGGGUCUAAGGAGAGGGAAGAAUUGUCCACUGUUUCGGUGAACGAGCAAGAUGCUCAUUGGCAAAUCACCGGGACGAAGAAGAACAGUUCUGUAAUUAAUUCGACGAAGACGGGGGAUUCGAGUACAGCAGCGGACGAGUCGCCUCAAGAAGCGAACGAAACUUCUGUAUCUAGCGACGUCGAGGAUAGGGAUGAUUAUUUGCAGACGAGUAAGAAAUUGAAGAAAGUCGAAGAGAAAGCAGAGGUAGAAGUUGCGAGUAGAAUAGUGUGGACUACGCCUAGGACUGUGUUGGAAACGACGAAAGAGGUUUUGAUCAAGGAAACGUCGACAGAGGUGUCAGGAGGGGAGAGAAGUACUUGGGAUUCUGAUGUCUCUCGAGAGACUGAAGCGUCAGCUUUAUCGGCGUUUUUGGUUCCAGGAGGUCAAGUACCUUCUGUGCCGAAUUUACGUCCGUUAGGUAGGCCAACUAUAACGAAAGUUCCAUCGCCACGUAUCGGUCUCUCCUCUGAGCCAGGGAAACAGAAAUCUGUGGCCGAGGCGGUCCAACGUAACGUGGAGAACGAUGAAAAGUUAUUCGGCAAAGAUGGAUCUUUGAAUGAGAAUGCGGAAGUGAUCGAGGACAAUCCGUUUAACUGGUACUUUCAACACUACAACGAUACCAAUUUGGAGCCCUACGUGGGUAUAGCGUACAGUGGAGGUGAAAAGACAAGUGUGCCUCGAUGGACUUUAUUGGGUCAAAUAUCUCUUAUUUUGUACAUUCUCAUAUAA